Molecule: messenger RNA, 1170 nt
Organism: Closterium sp. Naga37s-1
Lineage: Eukaryota; Viridiplantae; Streptophyta; Zygnematophyceae; Desmidiales; Closteriaceae
Source: the annotation of a GenBank genome assembly
AUGUACUUUUAUUACAAGAAAUGGCAGGGCGAGCCGGGCGGGGAGGAGAUGGGGGGAUUUACACGCGUGUUGCACACGGGGAAGGAAGACGAGCUCAUGGGGGAAAUCCCGACCUUCGUCGUCAACCCGCUGCCGCCGCAGCAACAAACGGUGCCACGGGCUACGUAUGGAUGGCGGAAGCCAGACCACCUCAUUCUGCGCCCCAUCCCCAACCUCUCAGUGGGCGACAUGCCUUCAGCCUUCCCCUUCCAUUACAUUGAACCCGCCAAGAAUAAAGGUUUGGGCCUCGCCCCGCUGUGGCACAAAGUGACCCUCGAGAUGAAGGCAGAGCAGCGGCUGACAAGACUGCACGAAUGCACAUGUGCCCCUCUUCCCCGCUCCUUUCUCUUCUCCCCUUCUCCUUCCCCCCACUUUCUGCGUCGCCUCACCCCGCUGUGGCACAAUCACUUUCUGCGUCGCCUCGCCCCGCUGUGGCACAACGUGACUCUCGAGAUGAAGUCUGAUCCAGUGGCUGAUAAGGCGUUCGGAUGGGUGCUGGAAAUGUACGGUUAUGCCACGUCAGCUGCUCUGUUGGGGAUACAGCACACUCUACACCGCAUGUGGAUGAUCCAGCCACCAUGGGAUACUAAGCCCGGGGACUCCUACCUCAUCCACUACACAUACGGCUGUGACUUUGCCUUAAAUGGAACAAUGACUCCAGGGGUGGUGGGUCCCUGGCACUUUGACAAGAGGGAUUUCAACACAGCACCACCUCGCAACCUCUCCCUCCCACCCAAAGGAGCUGCCCCUUCUGUUUUCAAGCUGCUGCCAAGAGCUCAGCGAAAUGCAACCUCCUUCGUCAAGCCAGUGCGGCUGCUGCAGAGGCUAUCAGCAGAGGAGGAGGAGGAGGAGGAGGAGGAGGAGGAGGAGGAGGAGGAGGAGGAGGAGGAGGAGGAGGAGGAGGAGGAGGAGGAGGAGGAGGAGGAGGAGGAGGAGGAGGAGGAGUCCGAGAAGAGGUGGAUGAGACACGCACUGCGGCUGCUGCAGCUGCUCUCACUGCGACUCAAGCUGCAACACCCGCUGCUCUCCUCUGCUCCCUCCUUCCCACCGUGCUCCACACCCAACCAGGCCGCAACCUUGGCUGAGGAAGCAACAGCCUUAACAGUAGGAGAGGCUACUGAGUUCUCUUGA